AUGAUCCCAGAGGUGAGGCGGGGGGUGAAACGGACGUCCGAAGAAGUCCAAGCGUGUGUCGACUGCACAUAUUGCUGCAGCACACCUGCUAUCACGUACGAUGAUUUGAUCCUGCAAAACAUGGCGGUGAUGGUGGUGCGACCGCAGAGCGGUGUUCGAGUGGAUGUAUCGCUGGCAAGCGCAUGUAGCGGUGAGGCGCGGGCCCACCCAUCAUCACCGCACCAUUGGCCAGGGCCUCCCGAGGGUGGGCUGCGGGCUUUCAUCACUGGCAGGCCUACGGAGUGGAUGAUGCAAACCCGCAGUACCCCCUAUGGGUCCCAGCCACUGAACGCCCCCCGUUGA
Messenger RNA from Aspergillus tanneri, 342 nucleotides. RefSeq lists its product as uncharacterized. The transcript is spliced from 2 exons. NCBI's taxonomy places the organism in Eukaryota, Fungi, Ascomycota, Eurotiomycetes, Eurotiales, Aspergillaceae. The record is from RefSeq and is a predicted model, not a curated record. Bases 1 to 342 code for a protein of 113 amino acids.